UGACUUCAACUGACGACUACAAACCGGCAAGGAAAGCACACACACAACACGCGGAGUCACGCCGAAACAGUGCAAAAAUGGAGUGGACCCCAAUGGAGAUCAACCCCGAGAUGCUGAACAAGAUAAUGAGCAAGCUAGGCGUGGGUGAAAGCUGGUGCUUCGUUGACGUGCUGGGUCUGGAGGGGGAUCAACUCUCUGCCGUCCCUAAACCAUGCUGUGCCUUGAUGCUGCUCUUCCCACUGACACAACAGCAUGAGUCUUUUAGGGAGCAGCAGGCAGACAAGGUUGCCGGAGGCUCUGAGGUUUAUUUCCUGAAGCAGACGGCAGCCAAUUCCUGUGGGACUAUCGCCCUGCUGCAUGCUGUGGCCAACAACAAAAGCAAAAUGACAUUUGAUAGUGGCUCUGCCCUGAAGAAGUUUCUAGAUGAGACUGCAAACAUGUCUGCUGACGACCGUGCCAAACAUCUGGAGAAGAACCAGGCGAUCUGGGAGGUUCACAAUGAGGUUGCAGUGCAGGGCCAGUGUAGGCCGGAAGCCGAUAAAGUGAACUUCCACUUUAUCGCCUUUGUCAAUGCAAAUGGCCAACUUUACGAAUUUGAUGGGAGAAUGAAUGGACCAGUGAUGCACGGAGCUACCAAAGAGGAGUCAUUCAUAACGGAUGCAGCCAAAGUGUGCCGUGGAUUCAUGGAGAGGGAGCAAGGCGAGGUCCGUUUCUCCGCAGUGGCUCUUUGUCACAGUUAGAUAUUCGGUAGGAAACCAAAAUGUCCUGAAGCAUUCUCAUGGCAAACACAAUGAGCAGGCACCCAGAAACAACCUGUGAACCCACACAUCUGCAGACACUAUGCACUAUAAAGCACACAUUGUUGCCACAUACUGUUCUUUCAUCUCAUGAACAAAGCACACAUGAACACAAACUCACCAUCAAACCCUUUUGUUCUGCUGACACAAACUGAUAUAAGCUUGUCUGUUUUAUGUGAUAUCAUUCAGCAAUGGGAAAACAUGAGGUCAGAUCUCGCCACUGCUUGUGUGCAUUUGUCUGUUUUGCAGAUUUUUUUAUUUAUUUUUUUUUUGUAUCUUUGUCAAAAACCUGAUGCUUAAAUACCUUUUGUGCCAAUAAAUAGAAUACAGAAGAGUGAGAAGGAAAAGGCCGAAAACUUGUGUGGAGACAUGUUUUUCCCAUGACGCCUUCAGUUGCUGUGUGGUUUGAGUUUAUAAGGAUCUGACAUUCCUCAGAACAGCCCAAAUGUGUCCGUAGGAAUAAUUUAACCAUUGGAGAAUACACACAACCUUUUGAGUGGUGGUCUUUUUGGAAAAACUGACAUUUUCUUUGAGAAGUUUGAAUUUUAAAGUGCAAGAUGAUAGUUUUGGAUUUCAGUAGUUUGUUUUCAGAAAUGAAUACAGUUGAAAUAUGUCUGCAUUUUUUUUUUUUUUUUUUUUAUGACGAUGGAUUUUCACUUCAUCUACAAAUAGUCAAAAUACACUAUUAGUGUGCAAGUUAAACACAGCAAAUACAAGAUGUCCAAACACGAUACGGACCGUUUAAAAUACAGUGCUGCUCUAUGUUGGGUUGUUGUCGUGCAGUGCAGGGUGAUGGUACCGUAUGUCUAGGCUGUGCACUAAUUGUUUACCUUUAUGCACCUUUCAAAUACUAUGUUGCUGUAGUUCUGUUGGUGAAGCAGCUGUGGGAAUUCAAUAAAGCAACCAUUAGACUUACA
Messenger RNA from Anarrhichthys ocellatus (wolf-eel), 1714 nucleotides. RefSeq names its product ubiquitin carboxyl-terminal esterase L1 (ubiquitin thiolesterase) (gene uchl1). NCBI's taxonomy places the organism in Eukaryota, Metazoa, Chordata, Actinopteri, Perciformes, Anarhichadidae. Gene Ontology annotation, molecular function: cysteine-type deubiquitinase activity. The record is from RefSeq and is a predicted model, not a curated record. Gene Ontology annotation, biological process: protein deubiquitination; ubiquitin-dependent protein catabolic process. The transcript is spliced from 9 exons. Gene Ontology annotation, cellular component: cytoplasm. Bases 78 to 740 code for a protein of 220 amino acids.